AUGGUCAACCUCACCUCCACCGAUGGCAAGACCCACGGGCAAGAGGAAGAAGCUGUGACCCACAGCGCCAAGACCUCUGAUGCAGACACUACGAACGGUGAGGAGAGCUCGACCAAGAAGGCAAAGAGCUUAGCCAAGACCACUACCAAGUCGUUCCAUAUCAUGGUCGCUGGCUACAAUGGUGCUGCAACUCCCUACACAUUCACUCCUCCCUCGAGUCUGGUCGUUGCUGGCAAUACGCUCCAGCACGAGAUGGCAGGUGACCAGCCUUCGUGGGCCAGCUUCUACAGCAACCAGUCCAUGGCUUACAUUACUGGAGAAAAUGAGCCUGGGAGAGUAUAUGCGGUGAAUAUCACCAAGGUCACACCCAAGAAGGAAGGCUCGGCCAAGACGCUUUCCCUCAAGGUGCUCGGUGGUGGAGGAUCGGAUGGAGGCGCUGUGACUGGGGGCGACGGCCCCGUUGCAAGCUGCAUUGCCCGUGGUAUCCUGUUCAUUGCAAACUACGGCUCAGGCUCUGCUUCGGCUCUGCAGCUCGACGAGGACGGCAGUAUCGUCGACGACGAUGCACCGAGCGCACUCUUCAACUUCACUCGUGUGCCCGAGGGAUCCAUUGGCCCUGUUGCCUCGCGCCAGGAUCACUCUUAUGCUCAUCAGGUCGCUGCUGACCCUUCGGAGAGAUGGGUUUAUGUGCCUGAUCUUGGUGCGGACAUGAUUCACCGAUUAAGCAUCCCCGAGUCGGGGUCUGCCUGUGAGGUCGAUGUCGUAGGGAGUACAAAGGUCGCUGCUGGUAGUGGGCCAAGACAUAUCGCCUUCUAUCGCAAGAAAGCAGGCGAUCACAUCUAUGCCUACCUUGCUUCGGAGCUCAGCACGACGCUCACUGCCUUUCGUGUGCACGAAAGCGAUGGCGAUCUUCAAAUCAUUGGGAAGCCCGUAUUCGCUCUGCCUGCCGGUACUGAUCCAGGCGCAAACAAGGAGAAUGGCAACACUAGAACCACCAGUGAGGUUGCCGUCUCGCCCGAUGGCAACUUCGUGUAUGUUGGCACUAGGGGCGAUCCCAAGGAAGAUCACGUUGCAGUCUUCAAGAGGAACAGCAGUGACGGGAGCGUUGUAUUCAAGCAGUGGUAUCACUCUGGAGGCAAGAAUUUGAGACACUUUUCUCUCUCCCCCGACGCUGACGCUCUGUACCUUGCAGCUGCUCACCAGGAUUCUGGAAGCGUCACCAUCCUCGCUCGAAACAAGACGGAUGGUUCCCUCACCAAGACUUCUGCCGUCAUCUCAGACUUUGAGCAGGUCGCCUUUGCUGGCUUCUUUACGGGAGCCGCGGCCGACUUGUGA
This is a messenger RNA of Microstroma glucosiphilum, 1335 nucleotides long. RefSeq names its product 3-carboxy-cis,cis-mucoante lactonizing enzyme. The transcript has 3 exons. The coding region runs from base 1 to 1335 and encodes 444 amino acids. Lineage: Eukaryota; Fungi; Basidiomycota; Exobasidiomycetes; Microstromatales; Microstromataceae. Gene Ontology annotation, molecular function: protein binding; 6-phosphogluconolactonase activity. The record is from RefSeq and is a predicted model, not a curated record.